Oncorhynchus mykiss (rainbow trout) is the source of this 1342-nucleotide messenger RNA. NCBI's taxonomy places the organism in Eukaryota, Metazoa, Chordata, Actinopteri, Salmoniformes, Salmonidae. The record is from RefSeq and is a predicted model, not a curated record.
GACACUUUGACAGAACGGCCGCCUGGCGGUCGGGGGAGGUGGUGCACUGUAUUUUUGGAGGACGCGUAGCUCCGCGCUGGGACUGGUUCUUUUGCAGCCAUUUUCUGUCCAACCAACGGCCGUUUUGAGAAGGUAACCAACCAGGGCUUCAUUGCAGAUGGAAGAAGACCGUUCCACCACCGACGCCUCCCAGCUAACGUUAGGCAUCUCUGGAGAAUACAUGUCAGGAGGAUAUGUGCUCCAGUCUCAAGAUGUGUCAGUACCUAAUGAUCCAUGUUUUCCACGUAAUAAUGCGUGUGAUGAAGAUGAUGGAGAGGAGAGUCUGAACGACCAUGAUGACGGGGGCAUGAAAGAGAACUUCCGGGAGCAGGACAUCUACCUCCCCAUCGCUAACGUGGCACGCAUCAUGAAGAACGGCAUCCCACAGACCGGGAAGGUAACCAUGAUAGCGAAAGACGCCAAGGAGUGUGUGCAGGAGUGUGUGAGCGAGUUCAUUAGCUUUAUCACGUCGGAGGCCAGUGAGCGCUGCCACCAGGAGAAAAGAAAGACCAUCAACGGAGAGGACAUCCUGUUUGCCAUGUCAACCCUGGGAUUCGACAUGUACUUGGAGCCCCUCAAACUCUACCUGCAGAAGUUCAGAGAGGCAAUGAAGGGGGAGAAGGGAAUCCCAGGUGUGUCGGUGGGAGAGGGCCUGGGGGAGGAGCUUACAGACGAUAGCUUCACGAAUCAACUGCCAGCCGGAAUAAUAACAGCCGACGGCCAACAGCAGAACGUCAUGGUGUACACCACCUCAUAUCAACAGAUUCCUGGCGUGCAGCAGAUCCAGUUCUCAUGACGAGGCCUUGCUCCUGCUCUGACGGUGGUGGCCAUCGACCGCACAGACAAGGGCCUGGCGACCGUAGGCUAACCAUAGGCUGAGUGUAUGACCCCAUUGUCAAAAGGUCAAAGGCAAUCGUCAGACGGACAGAAGGUCUUGGAAGGGGGGCUGUUAUGGGUGGGAAGGGAUGUGGUGGUUGACACAACCCUGUCAUGUAAAUGUACAAGUCUGUUCUCUAAAUGUAGUACGUAGUCAUGAGGUGCCACAAGGUUUGGAGUGCAGCUUUCAACCAGGUUGGGAUACUUGAUUUUUAAUGCUAUUCGGACCACUUAGUUUGUUUUUGUACAUUGAUUGUUUUAUGCAGGUUUGGGAGGUGGAAUGGGAUGUUCUUUAUUUGUUGCCCACUCUUUUUUGAACCAUGAGGAGAGGUGCCCUUAAUGUCAGCUCUUUUCUAAGUGGAUAAACUAGUACCAUGUGCUUUAAUGUGACUUAAAUCCUUUGAAUAAAAAUCCAAAUGAUCCAAUA